This is a messenger RNA of Ornithodoros turicata, 957 nucleotides long. RefSeq lists its product as uncharacterized. Lineage: Eukaryota; Metazoa; Arthropoda; Arachnida; Ixodida; Argasidae. The transcript has 5 exons. Bases 1 to 957 code for a protein of 318 amino acids. The record is from RefSeq and is a predicted model, not a curated record.
AUGAGGAACGGUGAUUCUUCGGGAAAUUAUGAUUAUUCUCAUGAAGAAAAAGUCAGUCAUGCUGACACACCUCUGUCUGAUGACGAGACCAGAAUCGCGGUCCAGACAGAUCCAGUGUCCUACCUGUGCACAAACUGCACAAACCUACGCAUGGAAAAUGAGGCACUCCAUCUACAAGUUGCUAAGCUGGAGCAACAAAACGUUGUGUUGAGGAAAAAGGCAGGUGACACAACUGAUAUUUCCCAGGUCCAAGAUGAAGAAUUCUUGUUCUACACAGACCUGGCCUACCGGUUCCAUGUAACAUCAAAAACUGUGCGAAAGUCCUUCAGAAUGUGGCUUGGGUGUGUCUCUGUGAUCGCAAGGCAGCUGGUAGCUUUUCCCACUGCUGAGGUUGCAAGGAGCUGGCUGACGGAAAAGGACACAUUACAUUUUCCAAGGCUACGGUGCAUCAUCGACUGCAGCGAAGUGCACGUUGCAAGGCCAACAAACUUAGAGACCCAACAGGAAACAUGGAGCAACUACAUGCAACAUUGUACCUUGACGUAUUUGGUGUGCGUCAACUCCUUGGGGGCUGUGUGCUUCAUCUCAAAGGCUUAUGGAGGAAGGAUAUCAGACAGACAGGUGGUCUUCAGAAGUGGGUUGCUUGAUCUGCUGGAAGAGGGAGACCAAGUGCUCGCUGACGGAGGAUUCCUCAUACACGAGGAGUUCUUUCUGAGGAACAUACAGCUCAUCACUCCCAGCUUCACAAAGGGAAUGAAGCAGUUGCCACAAGAGCUGGUGUGCCGAUCUCGGGGGAUUUCAUCGUCCAGAAUAAUCGUGGAACGAGCAAUUGGUCACUUAAAGAAAUGCAGAAUAAUGACUGGAACAGUGCCACACUUCUUACGUAAGGAAUACAGUGACAUUCUUGUUGUCGUAGCAGGCCUAACCAACAUGAUGCCGCCCCUGGUGAGGGAUUGA